CUGCAACUUUAGAAUAACGGUUUAAUGACUCUGGCAUUGACUUGACUAAUGAGGCAAUGACUAAUAGUAGUACAUAAUAGUAGUCGUCUUCUUUCUUUGCUUUCAUUCUUCCAAAAACAGAAAAAGAUGAGAGAGAGAAUGAUUAUUGAAUUGGUGCUGCAAAUCGCACUAUUGUUGUGGCUAACACUAACAGAAGCAUUAGCAGCAUCACUAGCAAAGCCUGGUUGUCCAGACAAAUGCGGAAAUAUUACCAUUCCAUACCCAUUUGGUAUUGGACCCAAUUGUUUUGUUGAUGUUAAGCCCUAUUACUCGUUUGAGAUAAUCUGCAACAAAUCUUUCACCCCACCCAAACCAUUCAUCACUGGCGUUGACCUUGAGGUGCUUGAAAUCUUUCACCCCACCCAAACUGUUCGUGUCAACAACCCGGUAAUCACUUCUAAUUGUGGUAACAGGGUUAAUAAUCAACUUGUGAACUUGAAUGAUACUCCUUUUUACUUCUCAGACACCUACACCCGACUCACGGUCAUGGGUUGUGACAACCUCGCCUUAAUCACCGACCAAGAUAAGGUUAUAGGGGGCUGCAUGUCCAUCUGCAGUGGUAAUUCAAAAAGUGAAGGUUGCUAUGGCAUCGACUGCUGCCAAACCACAAUCCCUCCACCUCCAUCAUCUGACACAAUCAAUGCAUCUUUCAGAAACAUAGAUUUAAACAAUGAUACAAAAGGGUGCAAAUAUGCGUUAAUGGUGGACCAAGAAUGGUUCACUAACCUGACCAACCCCUAUGUCGUGCGGGAAAUGGAUAAGGUCCCUGUUGUGCUGAGUUGGGGUACAUAUAAGGGAUGCAAUACAUUCGAUUACUACAUUUCUACUGCUUCUAAUAGUUCAUUAUGCGGCACUAAUGCUUCCUGCAGUUUUAAUCAAAGCUCAAUCUACGAACUAUGCCAAUGUGACCACGGCUAUGAAGGAAACCCGUAUUUGCCUCAUGGAUGCCAAGAUAUCGAUGAAUGUGAGAGAAAUGAUACCCAUACCUGUGAGAAAAUCUGUGAGAAUACGCCAGGGAGUUACAAGUGUCAUUGUCCACCUGGAUACUCACCUUUUGGACCCCAUGGAAGGUAUUGCUAUAAACUGAAGGAAGGCAACAGAAAUGUGAUCAUUAUCGCAGGUAGUAGCACGGGUCUUGGAAUACUAUUUUUACUUAUUGGUACAUGGUGGAUGAUUAAACUAGUGAAAAGAAGAAGGGAAAUUAAGCUGAAGGAAAAAUUCUUUAAACGAAAUGGGGGAUUGUUACUGCAACAACAAUUGUCUUCAGGUGAUAGUAAUGUUGAGAAAACCAAACUCUUCACUUCAAAAGAGUUGGAAAAUGCAACUGACCACUUUAAUGAGAAUCGAAUACUAGGUCAAGGAGGCCAAGGUACUGUUUACAAAGGCAUGUUAAUAGAUGGUAAGAUUGUAGCAGUUAAGAAGUCCAAAAUAGUGGAUGAAGGCCAACUUGAGCAAUUUAUUAAUGAGGUGGUUAUUUUAUCACAAAUUAUCCAUAGAAAUAUAGUCAAGCUACAUGGAUGUUGUUUGGAAACUGAAGUACCUUUGCUUGUUUAUGAAUUCAUCCCUAAUGGAACCCUUUUCCAGUAUAUCCAUGACCAAAAUGAAGACUUUCCUCUUUCCUGGGACAUUCGUGUUCAGAUUGCUAUAGAAGUUGCAGGAGCUCUUUCCUAUCUACACUCAGCAGCUUCCAUACCCAUUUAUCAUCGAGACAUCAAGUCCACAAACAUAUUGUUGGAUGAUAAAUACAGAGCAAAAGUGUCCGACUUUGGGACUUCAAGAUCAAUUGCGGGUGAUCAAACUCACUUGACCACAAAAGUACAAGGGACCUUUGGAUACUUGGAUCCUGAGUACUUCCAAUCAAGCCAGUUUACCGAUAAAAGUGAUGUUUAUAGCUUUGGAGUAGUUCUUGUUGAGCUCUUAACAGGACAAAAGGCGAUCUCAUCAGCCAAAUCUGAAGAAUGGCAAAGUUUAGCAGCAUAUUUUAUAUUGACGAUGAAGGAGAAUCGUCUGUUUGAUAUUCUUGAUGCUCGAGUUGUGAAAGAAGGUGUGAAAGGAGAGAUCAUGCGAGUCGCUAAUCUUGCAAAACAAUGCUUGAACUUGAAUAGGAGAAAAAGGCCUACAAUGAAAGAAGUCGCAAUAGAGUUGGAAGCAAUUAGAAUGACACAUGGAGCAUCCACUAUUCAACAAAACUAUAAAGAGGUUGAAUUUGUGGUAGCUGGCCUCAUUAGGCGUGCUGCUUCAACUUCGACAAGCUUUUAUCAAGAUAGUAGUGUAUCAUCAUCGUCAGAUGUCGAAUAUCUAUUAUCAAAGUAAAUAUGGUGGUUGAGGUUUUGUUUUUUCCGUAUAUUACAAGUCCUUCUUUGAAUAAUAGUGUAUAAGCACUGAAAGAUGUUCCUACUUCUAGUGUAUAAGAAAUCAUGAUCAGCAAGAAAAUUUUACUGUCCUCUA
Molecule: messenger RNA, 2487 nt
Organism: Cornus florida
Lineage: Eukaryota; Viridiplantae; Streptophyta; Magnoliopsida; Cornales; Cornaceae
Product: wall-associated receptor kinase-like 10
Exons: 3
Coding region: 127-2352 (741 amino acids)
Biological process (GO): cell surface receptor signaling pathway; protein phosphorylation
Cellular component (GO): plasma membrane
Molecular function (GO): polysaccharide binding; ATP binding; calcium ion binding
Source: RefSeq, a predicted model, not a curated record